Messenger RNA from Pseudozyma hubeiensis SY62, 5580 nucleotides. RefSeq lists its product as hypothetical. The record is from RefSeq and is a predicted model, not a curated record. NCBI's taxonomy places the organism in Eukaryota, Fungi, Basidiomycota, Ustilaginomycetes, Ustilaginales, Ustilaginaceae. Gene Ontology annotation, molecular function: actin binding; small GTPase binding. The transcript has a single exon. The coding region runs from base 1 to 5580 and encodes 1859 amino acids. Gene Ontology annotation, cellular component: cell division site; mating projection tip. Gene Ontology annotation, biological process: barbed-end actin filament capping; actin filament bundle assembly; mitotic actomyosin contractile ring assembly.
AUGGACUCGAUCUUCGGACGCAAGAAGCGCUCGCGCCAAUUCAAUUCGGAAGCAGCCGACAAGGCGAUCCCCUACGAACGCACCGCCACCGGACGCACUCCCGUCCAAGUCGAUAACGGCCUCGCCAGCUCGUCGUAUCAUUCCAACGCCAGCCCCACCAGCUCCAAGCUCUCCAUCGGCAACCCUUCUGGCAACCCUUCCCUCGGCCACGGCAUCCAUCGCUCCAGCGCCUACUCGGACGUUCAGUACGACGUGCCCAGAUCUCGGCUCGUCAGCAAUGCCAACGAUUAUGCUGCCUAUCCCUCCACCUCGGCUUCCAUCAUCUCGCACAAUGGCGGCUCCACUAUCUCGUCCAGCGCCGGUCUCUCGUCGCAUCGUCGCAAUCCGUCCGCCGCCUCCUCGUCUCGUCAAGGAAUCAGCACGCACGAUUCCAUGCAGUCCACCGCAAGCUCGUUUGCUCCCAACGGCGGCGCGCGCUCAUCUCGCUACACAUCCAACACCAGCUCGGGGUUCGCCAACGGCGGCGCCAACAGGCCUCACGAUGUCUUGAGCAGGAUGUCGGUCGCUUCGGGCGUGUAUGGGCAUCCAGACGAUGGCCGAACUGCGCCGAGCGCUAGCAACAGCCACACCAGCUUGGCGCGCGAGUCGUACCAACAGUCGGGCAAAGCGCCCGAUUUUGCGCUCACACGUCCUCCUGAUGACCAAGUCGAGCGCCUCUUUGCUGAGCUCAUGGACAAACGCGACUUUCUCAACGUGCCCGGCGGCAACCUCUCUGACGAGUUGAAAGAGACCGCGCGGCGCAACAUGCUCAACUUCAGCGUCGACAAAAAGUGGACCCUCGUGUACAACGACAAGCUCACCGAAUGGCACGCCGAAAAGGAGCGUGAUCGCAACCGCCGUCAGCACGCGUCUCAGCCAGGUGGGCCACCGGGUGCCGGCUCCAGCAUGGUCAUCACGCGCAACUCGCCCGAAUGGUUCAUCAAAAAGUUCAUGGACGGCACCGUCACCACCAAGCACAUCGAAUCGCUCGCCGUGACGCUGCGCACCUGUGCCAUCGGGUGGAUCCAGAGCUUCGUCGAAGCCAAAGGUACGCCUGUGCUCGCCAGCUUCCUCAGUGGACUGCACGCAAAAGGCAUCAAGAACGACAACGACCUGGCGCUCGAGUACGAAGUCCUCAAAGCCUUCCGUUCGCUCUUCAAUUCGAAGCCAGGUGCGAACGAUGCGCUCGCCCAGCCCAAAUGCAUCAGCGGCAUCACACAUUCCAUGAUCUCGCUCCAGCUCACCACACGCAAGCAGGCCGCCGACAUUCUGCUCUUCUUGUGCCACUGGGAUAAGCCUACUGGACACCGUCUCGUGCUCAAGGCGUUCGACGACCUCAAGACCAGCCAGGGCGAUCAUGGACGCUUCGAUGCGUGGUUCCGCAUCCUCGAGCAGACCAUCGAUGGACGAGGCAAGAUGGGGUCCAUGGUGGGAGCCUCGGACGAAGUCAAGAAGCUCAGCGUCGUCGGUCCGCACGAGUCGAGCCUCAACGAGUAUGCCAUCAACAACAUGUUUCUCAUCAACGCCAUCCUCAACUCGGACAUCGUGCCCGAAUUCGAAGUGCGUGUCCACCUUCGCAAUCAGAUGGAGGCGAGCGGUCUGCAGCGUAUCCUCAUCAAGAUGCACGCAUUCAAGAACCCGGACCUCGAUGCGCAGAUCGGUGUUUUCGAGAAGGGCUCAGAGGCCGAUCACGAGGACGUCGUCGAGACCUUCAACAAGGAGGUGCUUACGGAUCUGAGCGAUCCCGUCGACGUCUUUCGCGCCAUCGUCGGCAAGGUCGAAGGAUCGCGUGCCUACGAUUUCUUCCUGUCGGCUCUGCAGCACCUCUUGCUCAUUCGAAGAGACGGCGACGACCUCGUACACUAUUACCAGCUCAUCGAUUCCAUGGUCACCUCGGUAGUCAUGGACCGCAAGGGUGCCGUCGAGGGCAACGAUCUGUCGUCCCUGCUCGGUGUCUCGGUCAAUAACGUCCUCUCGCGCUUCGCGGACCAGGAUCACAUCAACUCGAUGCAGUCCGAGCUGCAAAAAGCCAAAGCCAAGGCGGCUGCUCUAGAGCAAGAAAAGGUUGAGCUCGAAUCCAAGCUCAAAGCAGGCUCGGAUGGGCUGAUCGGCAAGCUUCAGGAGCAGAUCGAAAAGCUCGAAGACGAUCUGUCCUUGGCGCGAGGCAACGCUGGUGCAGCGAGGGACGAGAUGGACGAGAUGGAAAAGGCGUACAUCGACCGCGUCGUUGCUCUUGAGAUCCAGCUUCGAGAGCUCUACGAUAUGCUCCGUGAGGCGCAGAUGGAUGUAAGCGAUGUGGCCGCCCCCGGGAAAGGCAGCCUGGACCGCAAACAGCUCGUCGAUACCUUGGAAAAGCAGCUCGAGCGGAACAAGACGAUCCGCAAGCUGGAGGCCAACGCACGCAAGAACAAGGCAGGCGACAAAGGUGGCGAUGUGCCGCCUGUGCCGGGAGUGCCCACCGAAGACGACCGCAAGCGCAUCUCUGCAUCCGUACGGCGUCAGUCUAUGUUGGCACGGCAAGCGGAGAACGACGAAGAGGAUGGCGCCGACGAGGAGGCAGAGCAUGAGCAACAAGGACACGACGAAGAGCCGCUGGACCCCGAAGCAGCCAAGUGGAAGAUCCAGGCAACACUGGCGGCUGGAAUGGCGCAGAACACCGACCUGGCCUCCAGGAUGGUGGACGCGCGCGAAUCGCGACGCCGCAAAGCUCAGGCACCGACACCGGGAGGCACCGGCAAGCGCACGUCCCAUCCUGCUGUGCGGACUCUGCUCGACGAGAUCCGCCGGCAGCGCGAGGAUGAUUCCGACUCGGAUGACGACAUGAUUGCGGGUCGAGGAAAGAAGAAGCCGAGCAGAUUGGGGAGCGUCGCAGAGGCGCAGGCUGUCCCUGCACCUGCAGGACUGGCACCGCCACCACCUCCACCGCCUCCUCCCCCGCCGCCGCCGCCGCCGCCGUUUGCUGGAGGUAUGGCGGCGACUCAAAAGGCGAUGCUCGACGCUGCAGCGAUGCCACCUCCGCCACCGCCACCUCCGCCUCCCCCCGCCCCAGGAAUGCUGCCUGGUCUUUCGCAGACCAGCAGCGGGGCCGCCAGCGGCGACAUGCGCUCCGCCUUCUCCACGCCCAACUCGUCUCGUCCCGGCUCGGGGAUGAUCCCUUCGAUCACCAGCACGCCUGCUCCGCCUGCUCCUCCGCCGCCCGGUUCGGUGACCGAGUCACCCAUGCAAGACACCUACCGCAACUCGAUGAUGAACGUGCGCGCAUCGUACGCGCCUACGAAUCUCGGUCCAGCCGGGCCCACCGCCGCUCCUCCAGCGCCCGGCGUUGCCGGUCUCUUCGCGAAUCAUGCGCUCAGCCGCAAAGAGGUGCUGGCCAUGGCGAGCUCCAAGAUGAAGCAGCUGCAGUGGGACAAGCUUUCGCCGCAACAUGCCGCCGAAACCAUCUUUGGAAAGCACGAGCUCACCGCGGAUGAGGAGGCGGUCGUCAAGACGCUGCAGCAGGAAGGACUGUUUGAGGAGAUGGAGGAAGACUUCAAAGCCAAGCAGCCGGUCAAAAAGUCGGCCUCGACCGCCAAGAAGGACAAGAUCGAGCUCAAGACGCAUCUCAGCCUGCAGACGCGCCAGGGAAUCGAGAUGGUGCUCAAGCGUGUCAAGUCGAGCUUGACGGAGAGCAAGCAGGCGUCGCCGGAAGAGGUGGCGCAUCACAUCAUCAACUGCAACGAGGCGGUGCUAGACCAGAGCUUCCUCACGGAAUUGCUGAGGCACUAUCCGGAGAGCGAGACCAAGGGCCAGUUGGGAGAGUACAGGAAUGCGUCGGACGAAGAGCUGCGCCUGCUGCAUCCCGCCGAUCGACUGGUGGUGCUGUUGAUGACGGUGCCGCAUCUCAAGGAGAAGGUCAAAGGGCUGCUGUACAUGACCAAGUACAAGGAGACGUUUGAUCUCAUCAAGUCGGGCACGGUCAAGGUUCGCGACGCUUCCGAGGGAUUGAUGAAGGCCAAGGCGUUCGCGCGGUUGCUCAGCUUGAUCCUCAUGAUGGGCAACUACCUCAACUCGACGGGUGUGCAGGGUGGUGCGUUUGGAUUCAAGAUCACGUCAAUCAACAAGCUCGUCGAUACCAAGGCGUCGGAUGGCACCACGCUGCUGCACUUUAUCGAACGCACCAUCUCCAAGUGCUUCCCCGAAGUCGAGACGUUCAUGGACGAGCUCGAGCUGCCGGCCGAAGCGUGUCGGGUGCAGCUGUGGGACUUGCGCCGCGAUCUGGCCGAACUCAAGUCCGGCAGCUUCCAACAUCGCAAGGAGCUCGAUCGACUGCUCGACGAGAACGACGAGAAUCUGCAGGAUCCGUAUGUCAAGAUCAUGCUUCCGUUCCUCAACGACGCGGCUUCCGAGCUGCAGAGGCUCAACGACCAGGUGCAGUUUGCCGAACGCGUGUACAACGAAGCGCUCAAGUACUUUGGCGAAGGGCCUGAUCCCAAGAAGCGUGGACUGGGCCAGCUGGCCAACCAGACGAUGCGCACCGAGGACUUUUUCGGCAUCUUCAAGGAGUUCUUGGCGGCGUACAAGAAGGUCAAGGUGGAUAAUGUGAGGAUCGGCGAGCAGAGGGCGAUGGAGGCCAAGAGGAGGGCGGCGGCGGAAGAGCGGGAGAAGGAGAGGCAGGAGGCGCUGGCGAGGAAGGAGGCAGGCGUGGAUGACAGUGCGGUGCUCGAGACGCUGUUGGGAUCGUUGCGAAGUGGCGGGGGUGGGCCGAACAAGCAGAGGAGGAAGGCGAGGGAGAGGAGGCAGACGAAUGCAUCAGCAGCUGCGGCAGCAGCAGCAGCAGGAUCGACAGCGGGAAGCGCAGGGGCCGGCGGGUCAGAGGACUCGGGUGCUGCAGCUGGCAGCGUGUUGAUGGGUGCGCAAGGAAGUCCGUCGGACGUAGCGGCGGCAAUGCUGGCCAAGCUGCAGGGUGGACAAGAGGGAGGAGCUGCAGCAGCAGCAGGCGACCAGCCAGCCUCAUCCAGCGCGAGUGCGUUCAGAACCACGCGCAGGAGGGAUCGUCGUUCGGGUCGAGAUGCACCGCAGCCACCUGGUUCGACACUGGCCAGAGACGCGGCGUCCGGAGAGGUGGCGAGCCCGACGAUGACGAUCGACUCAUCUCCGGCUCUGUCGCAGCAGGCUUCGUCGACGACGCACACGCCCUCCGCGUCGAUCUCGGUCUCGUCCUCGGGUAUGAGGGUGUUGGGCGAUACCACGGUGGGCGAUGCCACGCUCAUGCCGUCUUCGUCGAGUCGAAGCAACCACAUCGAGGCGGGUCAGUCGGUUCUUGGACAAUCACAGGCAGGAGUCAGCCAAGAUACACAUGCAGCACAUGAAACGGUGGAAGAAGAGGGUGCCGAGGAUGAGGAGGACGACGAGGGGUCUGAAUUUGAAGAUGCUCUGGCUGCGCCUCGCAAAUCCAAUGUCGGGGCGGGAGGAGGGGGGGCAGGCUCGGAUCUGGAAUGGUUUGAUCCGGAUCUAUCUGGUUUCUCGGCUGCUGGGCAGAGCAUCAAGUCGAACAAGGAAUAG